AUGGCUGAAAUCGGUGUUUCAGUGUCAGAAAUAAUUGAAGUUCGAGGCUCUGGUUUUAACGUUGAUGAAUUAUUGGCAUUAAUAUUAAUUGGCUGUGAACAAUUAUCAAAAACACCGACAGGCGUCUUCACAGCUGAUCAUAUUAUUAUUUAUAGUGAUGGGAGUUUAAGGGUUAAUGGAUUUAUCUUUAUGAUCUUUUUUUUAAUGGGAUUACCGCUUGAAGAUAUAAAGACGGCCGCACCUAGUGAAGUCGAUGAACAGUUUGUACCACCGGAAAUACUUGAAGGGAACACUACAGUCGAUGCAGCCGCAGUUCAUGUAUUUUGCUUGGGACAAGUAGUGAAAUUCGCGGGUGGUGAUGAAGUUGAAAAUGCUGAUGUUUUCUCUCUUGUUAAUAUAAUGACUGUGGAACAUAUUGCCACUCGUCCAUCGCCCACCAGAUUAGCUCAGAUGGCUAAAAAUCGUCUUAAUAUACAAAAUCCCAAAGCUCUUCUGGCUGAAAUGUUUGUACUUGUAAUGGGGGAUGAAGAUGAAGAUAUUGAUGACGUUAGUUUCUUAGUAGUUUACUUUCAAUUUUCGAAAACAAUUUUAAAUACUUUUAUUUUUUUCCGAGUGGCUAUUGGAGAUCUCAACUGGUGUCCUUAA
Dracunculus medinensis (Guinea worm) is the source of this 645-nucleotide messenger RNA. The record is from the annotation of a GenBank genome assembly. Lineage: Eukaryota; Metazoa; Nematoda; Chromadorea; Rhabditida; Dracunculidae.